Molecule: messenger RNA, 795 nt
Organism: Hymenoscyphus albidus
Lineage: Eukaryota; Fungi; Ascomycota; Leotiomycetes; Helotiales; Helotiaceae
Source: the annotation of a GenBank genome assembly
AUGUUUACUGGGAGUGUGAUCAACAGAGAUUUGCAGAGAUAUUGCCGACAUACUCACUUAGUCGUGACCCUGACGUGCUUCGCAAAAGUUUGCCAGAAACUGAAUUCGAGACAUACCACGCACGUAUGGUCCGAAACCGUACAAAAGUAUUCUCGUUGCGAUCUUACCUUUUGCUCGGACAGGCUUAUCGCAAUUUCGGCGCUGGCAAGACGAACUUGCGCAUCAUUAAAAUUGUCUCCUAAAGAUUACCUCGCAGGGCUAUGGAGACCUGAACUAGAUUAUGAACUCUUGUGGUAUACACCUUCGAAGAUUUACGAUCAGGAGGAAACGAUUUCAAGUUGUCAGGUCUGGGACUCUGACCAGGUGGGAGCACCCUCUUGGUCAUGGGCAUCUUGUAAUUUUCACGUCUUGUUACCAGUAAGAGAUCCGCGCAAUGAGCUUGUCAACUGUUUGGUGGUUCUUGAGGCAGAAACCGUUUUUGGUAAUGAUCCAUUUGGCAGCUUGAGUGGUGGUCGUCUCCUUGUUCAACCUCCUCUUCACCACAUUGAACACUCCAAGAAACCCACAGGAACACUUCCCGAAGAGCCAUUUUUCCCUGGGCACGGAAAGUCAGAUAGUCCAUUGCCCAUCAAAAUAAGGUGGGAUCAUGACUGGGAGUCGACAUGGGACGAAAAAGGCUAUCUCAAGCCUAAAUCACUGUAUUGCAUGUGUAUUCAAGCUGGCACAGGCAGUUUCUGUGGUGUCUGCUGUCUUGUCUUGCAGCCAACAGGACAAGGCAUUGGCCAGUUUCGAUGA